Molecule: messenger RNA, 2102 nt
Organism: Rubroshorea leprosula
Lineage: Eukaryota; Viridiplantae; Streptophyta; Magnoliopsida; Malvales; Dipterocarpaceae
Source: the annotation of a GenBank genome assembly
GAGCAGCAAUCGGAAAGAUAAGGAAAUACCGAAAGUGAAGACCAUCGUUGAUCAAGAGAGAUAGUCGGCGACAACAAUUUCGCCUAAACCGUUUUUCAAUCUGUUACGAAUUAAGAUCUUAUGCCAAUCGUCAAGGACCUCCAAUCCAUUUUCGUCUGUAGCCAUGUCUUCCACGAGCUCUGCAUACAGCAGUGGUUCGAGUACGUUUGAGCUCUACAAACAAAAGUGUGUGGCGAGUAAUAGCGGUCGUCUUUAUUUUCAGUCGGCGGCGGAUUAAUGCUGUUCGGUUCAGAAGCCGCUGGAUCUGGAAGAAAAUGGUGAUGUCUUGCGUGGCGAAGUGAAGAGAUUAGAGGUGAAAGUCUCAGGGCUGAUCUAGGUGGUGGAACGCCAAGCAGAGGAGCUCGUGGUAUUAAUCGAUUCUCUUGUAUGGAGUUGUGAAAAGAUAGAAUCCUAGAAAAAGAAUUCGAACAAGAAGGAACUGGCAUUGAGAGAAAAGCCAUCCAUUCAGCAGAAGCUUGAUUCAAAAUUUGAGGUGAUUGUCAUGCGAUUGUGUAUCCCAGGGUUCUAGGAACUUAACAAAUUAAAAUUGGAGUGCUCAAGGCUAGAACGAAGGAACAUGGCUUUGGCAAAGGAGCUUACAGUGCUCAAACUGUGUUUGCAUGAGUUUUUUCAUUACCUGGCCAAGGUUUUGAUUAUGAUAGUGUGUUGCUUACCGGUUCAUUUUUUUAUUAUAGGGUGUCUGAUUUGGAUCUGGAGCAACACUAGACUGUAAAGCUUGCCUCACUAGGUAAUGAAGCCAACGCCUAAGAUGCAAUAGAUGAUCUUAGUCGGUCUUUGGCUAGUCAUAAGAUGAACUAUAAAGAAUUGAUGGCUAAGUGCAACCUUCUUGGUAGAGGUGAAGCUCAUUUGCAGAAGAAACUUGAGAAGGCUAAAGGGAAGAUAAACAAAUUGAAGAUGAGAAUCCAAGAGUUGGAAACAGCAAUUGAAGAGAAAAAUAAUGAAGUCUUAAGGGCAAUAAAAGCUUCAAAGGAAGGGAGUCCUACAAGUGUCAUCUUGAAUGUAGAUGACCAUUCUAAUAAUGCAAUGACAAAAAAUUCUUUGGCAGAAGUUCAAAUGGAACAAUCAUUUGUACUUGUAAAUGGGAAUAACGUUGAUUUAAGUAAAAUAUCACCAAUCCACAAAACAGAAGACAUCAGUUCUGUUAGUCAUAUUGGUUCAAAUCACCCUAGAGGUGCAAAAGCCAUGGCUCUUGGGAUAGAGAGAAGAGAUUUCAUAAUCAUAGAUGCCAGUGCUUGGACAUCUUCUGUGUCUGUGCAUAGACUUUCAAGUCUUGAUUUGCAACAUCAAAAUCAAGAGAAUGUGAUUAAAGAGUCUGCUCCAUCAAUGUCAGAGGCAGAUUCUGAUAUCAAUGGAGAAGAAACAUUGUUGACAGGCCAGUUAAUGUAGUUGGGCUUUCAUAACUGAACAAGAGUGGUUCCCAUUUCAUUACUUUUGGGACCACUAGAAAAUUAAGGGAAUAUAUGUUUCUCUGGAGUCUGGUGGAUUGCUAAGUCCUGAUGGAACAAAGUGGCAUUUGGGGAAAUGGUGCGAGCGUGGCAAGAUGACAGGGACAGGGGCAACUGCACAUGGUUCAAGUUCAACUGCAAAUAGUGGAGAUUUGAUUGCUGUUGGCGCUGAUGGGAGAGGUGGUAGAAUAAAGUUAUGCAGUCUAUGAAUCAACCUUCAUUGUCAUGCUCAUGGAUCAGGUACUUGCAUAUUGUGAAUGGCACGUGGUGAGUUCCUCGUACGUCCAUCAUUGCAGGAUGAUAAGGAGAAAUCAGGUCUCUGAAAGAGACUGAAAAAUGGAGCCAAAACAAGUUUGCAAUCUCAAGAUGCUUGCAAAUGGGACACUUCUUUGGGAAGACAAGUCAAUGGUUGAAUUUUUAAGGUGCAUGCAUUUCGGCCGAGAAAACGAGGUACAUGCAUUAGUGAGUUGCUAGCUUUGAAUUAUUUCGUCCAAUACAACAAGAAUAGCUGUUUAUUUCCAUGCUUGUUAAUUUGAAAUUAAGAGCAUCUUCUUCUUUUCUUUUUUUUUUCUUUUUAAAUUAAGAGCAUCUAAGAUA